This is a messenger RNA of Linum trigynum, 936 nucleotides long. The record is from the annotation of a GenBank genome assembly. NCBI's taxonomy places the organism in Eukaryota, Viridiplantae, Streptophyta, Magnoliopsida, Malpighiales, Linaceae.
CGGUAUCAAUCAAUCACUGAUCAGUCUCCAUUCGCUUCUUCCCUCUCUCAAGAACACUAAUAGCCAACACAACCCAAAAAAAUCCCCAAAACCUCUUUUCCCGAUCAACCAUGGCGAUGGCAUUCAAGAUGGCGGCGAGCGGCAUGUGGGUGAGCGACGAGUGCAGGAACUCUUUCAUGGAGAUGAAAUGGAAGAAGGUCCACCGCUACAUCGUUUUCAAGAUCGACGAGAAGACCGGGCUCGUCGCCGUCGACAAGGUCGGCGGCGCUGGCGAGAGCUACGACGACCUCGCCGCCUCGCUCCCGGACGACGACUGCCGCUACGCAGUCUUCGAUUUUGACUUCGUCACCGUCGACAACUGCCGCAAGAGCAAGAUCUUCUUCAUUGCCUGGGCACCGGCGGCAUCGAGAAUUAGAGCAAAGAUGUUGUAUGCAACAUCAAAGAUCGGAGUGAAGGGAGCAUUAGACGGGAUCCAUUAUGAGCUUCAGGCAACUGACCCAACUGAGAUGGGGUUUGAUGUGAUUAAGAGUCAAGCCAAAUAAAUUAAUUGAUGGGGGAGGGGAACUAAUUAACCAAAGAUUAAUGUAUAAUCAAUUCAUUAGAGAAUCAUUAGGGAGUUGUUGAACUUUCCUUGAUGAUUUUUAAUGAAUUUGAUGACUAGGAUUAAUCAUAUAUUCCUUUCUCGGUAAUAACUCCCUUAAUCUAAAUCCAGACCCUCAUCCUCCUCCGUUUGACCUCUCCCUGAGCUCUAGUUUAUGGUUUUUAAGUGUUAGUGUCUUUUUGUACAAUAAUUAUGGGGGCGGUGUCAUGUAAUCAGCUAAUUUGGUGAGAAUUGGGGAACCCUCCCUGUUGGGUUUCUAACUCUCUCCUUUGUACUCUUUUGGCUUUCGUUAAUCUUAUGUUAAAGGGUGCACUAAACAAAAUACAGUGCAUCUU